Messenger RNA from Alternaria viburni, 1617 nucleotides. RefSeq lists its product as uncharacterized. Gene Ontology annotation, cellular component: membrane. Bases 1 to 1617 code for a protein of 538 amino acids. NCBI's taxonomy places the organism in Eukaryota, Fungi, Ascomycota, Dothideomycetes, Pleosporales, Pleosporaceae. The record is from RefSeq and is a predicted model, not a curated record. Gene Ontology annotation, biological process: carbohydrate transport; transmembrane transport. The transcript has 3 exons. Gene Ontology annotation, molecular function: carbohydrate:proton symporter activity.
AUGGCGGAGAAGAGCGAAGACAUGGGCGCUGUGACGCACCAGCUGAGUGCAGUUGACGAUGACAUGAACAAGCAUGCGAACGUCAAGGAGGCCAAUGUAGCUUCCGUAGCUCUCACCGCUGCUAUCGAGGCAGAGAAGCCGAAGCUAUGGUCUCGCGGCAUGAUCCAGCUCUACAUGAUCAUGGGCGUUGGGUACCUAGUCUCUACGCUCAACGGCUUCGACAGCUCCCUCAUGGGAUCCAUCAACGCGAUGAAAGCGUACCAGAACACCUUCGGGCUGACUGGUGAGGGAUCCAGCACCGGCAUCAUCUUCAUCAUCUACAACCUUGGUCAAAUCGCCGCCUUCCCAUUCUGUGGAUUCCUUGCUGAUGGCUACGGUCGCCGUAUCUGCAUCGCCGUCGGUUGCGCGCUCGUCCUCGUCGGAACCGCCGUUCAAGCCACAGCCCAUGAGAUGGGACAUUUCAUUGCCGGUCGCUUCAUCCUCGGAUUUGGCGCAUCCAUCGCGUCUGCUGCUGGCCCUGCCUACACCGUCGAACUCGCGCAUCCUGCCUACCGUGGAACCAUGGCUGGUAUGUACAACAACUUCUGGUGGGUCGGCAACAUUCUGGCUGGAUGGACCACAUACGGCACCAAUCUCCACAUGGGCAACUCUUCGUGGGCUUGGAGAAUCCCAACUAUCGUUCAGUGCAUUCUACCGACCAUUGUCAUGGGCUUGAUCAUGUUCUUCCCAGAAACGCCGCGUUGGCUGCUAGCGCAUGACCGCAGGGAAGAGGCCAUCGCCAUCAUGGCAAAGUACCACGGAAACGGCAACCCCAACUCUCCCAUCGUCCAGCUCCAGCUACACGAGAUUACCGAGGACUUUGCUGUCACUCGCAACGACAACCCGUGGUGGGACUUCCGUGAGCUAGGAAACACCAAGGCCGCACGCUACCGUUUGGCCAUGGUCAUCGCCAUGGCUUUCUUCGGUCAAUGGAGUGGUAACAACGUCGUCAGCUACUUCAUGCCAGCCAUGGUCAAAAACGCUGGGAUUACUGACCCCAACAAGCAACUUCUCAUCAACGCUAUCAACCCAAUCUUCAGCAUGUUAGCCGCCAUCUACGGCGCCACCCUCCUCGACAGACUCGGCCGAAGAAAGAUGCUCAUGGGCGGUCUCUGGGGCGGCCUCUUUGCCUACGUCCUCCUCACAGCCUUCACCGCGACCGCCACCCCCGACAACAACCUCGCCUACGGCACCAUCGUCUCCAUCUACCUCUUCGGCAUCUUCUUUGCCUGGGGCUGGACCCCCCUCCAAACCCUCUACGCCGUCGAGUGUCUCGAGAACCGUACUCGCGCCAAGGGCUCCGGCCUCAACUUCCUCUUCCUCAAUGUCGCCAUGGUCGUCAAUACCUACGGCAUCUCCGUCGGUAUCGAGAAGAUUGGCUGGAAGUUGUAUCUCGUUUAUAUUGUGUGGAUUUGCAUUGAGAUUGCGCUUAUCUUCUUCUUCUUUGUUGAGACUGCGGGCAAGACGCUCGAGGAGCUUAAGGAGAUCUUUGAGGCGCCGAACCCGAGGAAUGCUAGUUUGAAGAGGGCGAAGGUGGAGAUUGAUGAGUCGGGGCAUAUUCAUAAUGUGCAUGAGUAG